Molecule: messenger RNA, 11507 nt
Organism: Xyrichtys novacula (pearly razorfish)
Lineage: Eukaryota; Metazoa; Chordata; Actinopteri; Labriformes; Labridae
Source: the annotation of a GenBank genome assembly
AGGGCUUGAGGGCUUAGGGUGGAGUUUGGAAUUGGGCCAUACACACACAGGAAAACGAGCAACGAGAGACAGGUGAGACACAGGUGAAGACAAUUACAGAGGAGGGAAAACCGAGGAAGUAAAACCAGACUAGAAACACAGGGAAUAAACUCCUACAAAAUAAAACAGGAAACACUGAAAACUGAUGAUAGAGAAUAAAACACUGAGAACAGGAGGAAAACGGGGUCAGACACAAACUGAAAACUCUCAAGACAAGAGAACAGAGGAACAGGAACACUAGGGCACAUAAACACUAGAGAAAAUACAAUCAAAUCACAGGGAAAAACUCAAUAAACAGAACAUAUUGUGACAUAAAGUUCACUCAGAUUAAGAAAAAAGACAGGUUGUCACAAGUCACAUUUGCACACUAUGAUAUAAAAAAUGAGUGCACAGUGUUGAUGAGCCAGGGUGUUAAAAAAAACCUGUAAGGUAUGAUAGAAGACAGAAAAGACCCACUCUAGGUUAACAAAAAAAAAUUGAUUUUAUAGUGAGAAAUCUGUUUUAUUGAGAAUUUUUUUAAAUAACCUUAAAAUGUUUUGAAAUGUAUUGUUUCAUCAUGUUCAAUGUUUAAAUAUUUAACUUUAUUGGUUUUUAACUCGAUUUUAUUUGAUUUCUUCUCUACUGUCUUGUUGGGUUCUAUAUUUAUUUUUGUAGUCUGUAGUUUGACCAGCAGGUGGCAGCGUCGACACUGACGCGCUGACAGCCUGCGGUGAUCAGACAGAAGAAGAAGAAUAAGAGUGAGUUUCCGGUGAGGCAUCAUCAUGCCUGCUGCUGUGAUGAUGGAAGAAAAUUUUGAUAAAUUAUUAGAACAAUGUGAAGCUCAAGAGCUCGAGGUAAGAGCUGGAGAGGCAACAAUCAUGUCCUUUAUCUGCUGUAAGGUUUCUGUCUGUGAAUUCUCUGAAGUUUCGCUGUUAUUUCUGACUGUUGGUCUGACUGAGGUCUGUUUAUGCUAACGUUAGAGUCGGAAACUGAAGCCUGUUUGGACUUUACCGGAGACUAUUUAGACUGUUUAUCUGUGAUUAAUUAAACUAUUAUGUGAAUUAAGUCGUCAGUUUUCAUGUUAUGUUAAUAAAAAUAUCUUUCGCUUUGAGGAUGAUCCCUUAUAAAGUGUUACUCUGUAUCAUAGGGAGCUAGUUAGCUAACCUAGAUGUUCACAGAGUAAUAACAACAAAACUGCUGCUUUUAUCAAUGUGUUUGAUUAUUGAUCAUAAAGUAUUUUUACUGUGAAGUGUGAGGAAAGCUUGGUUGACGAUCUAAAAACGUGUCUGUGGUGCAAAACUAAUAAAUAAAGAAGCUAAUGAAAACACAAACAUUACCCUCAGACUCCCGAGCUCUUCACCUCUGCAGCUCAAAGAUAAUGUUUAUGUUCAUUUUCAUCUUUAUAAGUUAUUUAUCUCUACAAAGGUUAGUUUUAAAUCAGUAGGGAUGUAAAGACAGCUUUGUUUAGUGCUUCUUCUCCGUUUAUUGCUGAAGUUUCUCACCUGUAUUUGUCCCAAACAGGCUCCAGGGGGCAUCGCGACCCCUCAAGUCUACGCCCAGCUGCUGGCGCUUUAUUUACUCCAUAAUGACAUGUAAGUUCACUCUGAGGCUGAUUCUACAGGAGCUGACUGCUGUUGAUUGAUCGACUGAAGUUUAUUUCAAAUAUGCAAACCAAAAAUAUAAAAAAUAAGGCAAAACAUUGAAACAUAAAACAUAGAAACACAUAUUUGAAAAGGAGUGAGAAGAAGAUGAAUGAGCGAACACAGAAAAUGGUUUUUAGUCAAUAAUAACCAUAAUAAUAAUACCAAUAUUAUUAUUGACCAGAUUUGUCCAACACUUUGAGAAACAAAGGUUUACAAAGUGUUUUGACGGACAAGCAAAGUAUACAUAAAAACAAAGCACAUUCAACACAUUAAAUUCAGUUUGAUUAUACAUAUGAUUCUGGUAAACUACAGGAGCUGCUGUUUGUUAAGUUGUAUCACUGUCUUCAUCAUCUUCUGCUCUGUUACUGCCUGCAUCUUUAACUUUUGUUUUCUUUGUUGUCCCAACAGGAAUAACGGCAGAUAUCUCUGGAAGAGGAUUCCCCAAGCUAUCAAAUCGGUAGGACAAUGCUCCAUUUCUAAAACUUUCAAGUGAUGUAGACGUGACACCUGAAUGAAUGUUUGACUUUAACAGUCCUGCUUGAGCUGCUUCUUUAAAUUACUAUAUUUCCUGAUACCUAACUUGAUAAUAUUUCACAUCUAGUGAUUUUAUUUCAAGUUAAAAGUAUUCCUUUUCAUGUGUCUGAUUUUCCUGACUCACAGUGACUUCUUUCUGGAACAAAAGCCUCAUAUCUUAACAGUGCACUUACAGAAAGGAUGAGCUCCCAUGAUUUUAUAGCUUUGGUAUUCGGGUGUGACUGCUCUUAACAGUAGCUCGAUAAACAAAUGGAGCAGGCUGGGGGAUUUUGAGAUGCUUCUCCUCUUGUUGUUUGCAGGCAAACCCUGAAUUAGCAGCUAUCUGGGCAGUCGGCCAGCGCAUUUGGCAGCGCGACUUUCCAGGGAUCUACACAACCAUCGCAGCCUACCAGUGGACGGAGAAUAUUCUUCCAGUCAUGGAGGCUCUUCGAGGUAACAACAACAACAACACAAUCAGGAAUCAUGGCUCCUCUCACCUCUCACACUUCUCACUUCACAUGUCAUUUAGCUGUCUGGAUCCUAAAUCUGAACCUUUGGAGAAUACUUAUUGAUUAUUUAUCAGAAACAGCUGCACACUUUAAAACUUUUAUUCCCUCUGUGAGGUUUGAUCAACAGGGGGCGCCACCAAAACACAGCUGUGAUGCAACCCGAGAUCCUGAUAAACAAAAUUAAUAGAAAACACAGCUUUGAAGUGACAGUCGUAUGUUGUCCUGUACUAUGAUCUCCUGAAGAGCUAGUUCAUGUUGUGACAUCAAGAUACUCGGGAUUGGAUGUCAGAUCACACCCUCGAGUCCUUGGACUGAAACUCUUUCAUCCUGUAACUGAAUAUCGAAACAUUUCAGCCAUGUUCUGAUCCAGACUUGUUAUUUUUUUUCGUCUGUUACAUAAUUUUGAUAAAAAUCCAACACCCCUGCAUGAAUUUAUUGUCCUCAUGCUCAGUCGUCAGGGAACUUGUACCCUGUGAUCUUGUGCAACAGUUUAAGAAUAGCUUUUCCCUCAUGUUUACGGUACUUUGUGUUGAUGUGCGCAGCAGACACUUACGACAGCAUGUCAUAAGACCCUUCAUUGAUCGUAACUUCGAGGUGAGUGCAGAACAUAACAAAAAAACACUCAUUUUGAAGGUCAAAAUGAAGCAAAUUCUGCAAAAAACAAAUGUGAUACUGCCGAUAUUCUCGGGUAUUUAUUGUGGUUUACUUUUGAUUUGCAACUUUUCGCCAUUUUCUGCACAAUGAAAACAUUUGCAGUUUAUCUAAACGAUCAUAUUAGCAAUUAGGGAGUUUAAAACACCUCAAAAGUUAUCUAAAAAAAACACCAAGUGAAGAAUAUAUACACAUUUUAAUUUCUGCCCCAGGUGUGUUUGACAUUUUCUGAAUUUGUCCGGUAGAUGUCCGAGCUUUAGGAUAUACAGGAACAAAGAAAAGUUGACCAUAAUUAAAAUGGAACAUAAAUUAAAGACCUAAAGUUGUGAACAAAGUUUUCAGUAUCAAUAUAAAAGGUUUAUUUGAAUUAUUAUACAUCAACAUAACAUAAAAACACAGUAAACAAAACAGGUUACAUGACAGAUACAUGACAACAACCUCACGGAGGAAAAGUGGUGAAACAACUCGAGCGUCACAGGAUGUUGACAUAGAGUUGUUUACACAUUGGACCGAGUUUCCUAUACGAAGAGGUCACAUGGUCCAGGUGGCCUCUGCUCAGCCGCCGCCUGUGUCACUGUUCGAGGGGACGCAGCGCCCACUGGGACAUGUGACACAUGCCGCCCCAGAGAGGAGGGGGCCAUUUCUGUGAAAACAUCCCAAGGCAGCCAGAAGGGAGGAAUGUGUGCUCUGGUUGGUGGACAGGAUCAGAUAUCACCAGCUGUGAGGAGCCGCUAUAAAGGAGCGAGCUGCUAAGUGUCACCCAGAAUAGAUAUCAGCUCUUCAACAGCACACACCGAGGGAAAGACCGGAGAGUCUGCCCUUCAUUUAGAGACCGACCCACAAAGACAAAACUGAGUCUGAUCUCCAGAACCGGGACAUUUCUACUGGUUUGAACUGCAGACAGACUUUCCCACCAUGGACAUCCAGAGGACAGGAUCUAUGGUGCGGCCUCCCAGCCCCAUGGACAGCCUGGAGAAGCAGCUGAGCUGCCCCAUCUGCCUGGACAUGUUCACCAAACCGGUGGUCAUCCUGCCCUGCCAACACAACCUGUGCCGCAGUUGUGCCAGUGACCUCUACGACUCACGCAACCCCUACCGCUUUUCCGGAGGCGUCUUUCGCUGUCCCACUUGCCGCUUCGAGGUCGUGCUUGACCGCCAUGGUGUUCACGGGCUGCAGCGCAACCUGUUGGUUGAAAAUAUCAUCGACAUCUACAAGCAGCAGCAAGAAGGUAACAACACCAACACUGAGACGACCCUGAAGCCCAAAGAAUCCAAAGAGCCGAUGUGCCAAGAACACGAGGAUGAGAAAAUCAACAUCUACUGCAUGACCUGCCAGGUCCCCACCUGCUCCAUGUGCAAAGUGUUUGGUCAGCAUAAAGACUGUGAAGUGGCGCCUUUAGCCAGCGUUUACCAGGCCCAGAAAGGUGAACUGAGUAAUGCUAUCGAUACCCUUGUGGCCAGCAACGGGCGCCUGCAGUCCUUACUCAACCAGAUGGAAGACUCCUGCCGCUCUGUGCAGGACAACGCUCAGCGUGCGAAGCAAGGGUUAGCCGAACGCUUUGACCUGCUUUACGCCGUCCUGGAGGAGCGCAAGACCAUCCUGCUGGAGCAGAUCGGUAAAGAGCAAGAUGAAAAGGUGGCGGCUCUGCGGGCCCUGGCUCAGCGCUACGGCGAACGCCUGCAGGCCAGCACAGAGCUCACAGACACGGCUGUGAGGGCGUUGGAGCAGGGCGGCGCCGCUGAGUUCCUGUUAGCCUCCAAGGGCCUCAUCACACAGACCAAAGAUGCCGCCAAGAACUCUCUGGGAGAGGAGAGGCCAGAGCCGGGCUUUGAGAAGAUGGACCACUUCACGGUGUCAACAGAGCUUGUUCAAGCGGUCCUGUCAAAAAUGGACUUUGGAGUGGCUGAUGAUGAUGAGUUUGAGGACGCAGAGGAUGAAGACGAGGAGGAAUAAUGAGAACUAAAGUGAUUUUGGACUCUUAGGAAAUACUGUUUUAUGUAUUUGCAGGGACUCUGCCUUUAUUUUGAAUAGUUACGUAAGGUUAAGGUGGAUUGGGCUGAAAUGACGCCCCUUCCUUUAAGUGCAAUAUGUAAUUUCAAUCUUGUACUUUUUCUUAAAUGUCUUUUUAUACUUUUGUACUUUUUGUCUGUUUAAUGAGAAGAAAAGAUCUGGAGUGUCAGUCGAUCGCUCACACAUGAUUUUCCUCAUUCGUAGCUUAUUGAAAUAGCGAUGUGUAUUUCUCUCACUUUGUUUGUGUUGAAACGGUGAUCAGCUGAUCUGUUUUCACCCAGUCUGUCUUUGAUGAAACGUGGAAUAAAGCUGCAUGAAGUCAAUCUUCUAUUUCCUUUCUUGCUCAGUUAGAUAAUUAUCCGGUUUUAUGGUCACAGAGGACUCAAACAUGACGACUUGGUGUUAUUCUGGUGGUAUAGAUAGGAGUGCUCUCAUCCAAAUGUCCCUCAGUCUGCUGCUGCUCUUACUUGGCAGCGGGCUGUAUGUAAAAAUAAAAGCCCUUGCCCUGUCUGCUUUGCCUUUGCCGGUGAAAAGUGGCGGCUAUUUUUAAGAGGUGAGAGGGUGAGAAAUGAUAGCAGCCCUGGAAUAGACCGUGAGGGAAGGACAGGCCAGGUCCUGUUUCUCCUCCAUAAAAACUCCCAUCCUCCCACUCAUGGACGUCUUGCUCAGCAGCUCCAACCCAACUCUGGAGUGUCAGAAAGCUAAGCUAAGAAAGGCCGGUCCAGCUGCCGCACAAGUCAUCUCCUAGCGGUCAAAAGGCCAAGGUAAAAAUACACAUCCGCCUGGGGACUGAGUUUCAAAAAGCCCCUCGAGAUGACCUGCUUGGCUGUGAGCAACAUUUACACUCUGCCCUCUUUUCUCAUUCACAGCCAGGUGCUGGAAAGUUCCUCAGAAAAGUUUUAUUCAGUUUUUAUACGAGGCUCUGUGAAGCAGGUGUUCAGGUCUUUUUGACCUGAGCCUUUUUACAGUCAGGAGUUAAGUCAGGAUUAAAGACCUCAGGCUAUAAAAAGGUCUGAAAGUAGUCCAGUGGACGAAUCAGCUGGCACUUUGGAGAGUGACUCCAAUAACCGCCAUGUGCGCCAGCUGAAAGUGCUCUUAUCGCCGAUGACAGGCUCGUGUGAAUAUUCCAACUGUCUGACAACAAUGCAGAAAAUAAACCGACUCCAACUUUAUCGUAACUUUUAUUCUACAAAUUCUCCAGAGGAUUUAAGUCACGCUUGUUUGACCAUUUUACAACAAAACAGAUUCAAAUAAAGAAAACAAAACAAGCUUGUAAAAGCAAAAAGAGCAAAACAAAAACACCCAAUAAAAGAUGUUAACAUGUACAAAAUAGAGGAAAUCUUAAGCGUGCACGACCCGGACAAGUUAUAUUUGGGCUACAUUAGUUGUCUAAAUCUUAAGCAUCCAUAUCUCAGACAAGUUAUAUUUGGACUACAUUAUUUGUCAGGAUAACCUUUUAUUUUUAUCCAUUUUUUAUUACAAAGGCAGCUCACAGCUUACCAAACUAAAAUGUUGACUCAGUGAUAAUCCGAUGAGAAAGUGUUUUAACUUAAAUAUAUAGAAACAUGACACUUAAAAAUGAAAAAUUUAUAACAGCCUUUUAGUACCAAAAUACACACAACUAUUCACAAAUAAGUAGAAGUACGAGGUGUGUUGGUUCUGAGUUAAGCCAUGAUAAAAUGGAUUCACCUUCAUUGUGGAUAAGUUGACCUUGUUGCAGUUUCAUAUUUAUUAAUUUGAGUCUGUUCAGUCCAAACAAACGUAGCUUUAUAAACCAGCAGUAUUUUAUUACGAACCCGUUUACCUUCCUCAAAACACUCAAACAAACUCUGGUGACUAAACACUUUCUCCGUGCGCUGACCCUCACAGUGACCCACUCUGAGCUCUCUCUGAACUUCUUGAGCUGGUUUUGCUGACUUUUUUUUCCCAUGGUGUCCUUUCUCUAAUCUUGUGCCGUACUGAAACAUCCGUUUGAGUCUUUCAGUGACUAAAACGAUCAUAUUUGCUGUUGGCUCACUAACACACACACAUACACAGCCUUGAAAAUUACAUUGCAGCCAUCACGGCUCUUUUUGCAGCAGCAGCCUAAAGUGAUCUGCUGGAGCGUUUCCAGAACUUUUAUACCCAUUAGUCAUUUGGAUCCAGAGACAGACAGAAAUAGUCCACAGGGUUAAAGGGGAAUCCCCCUAUUUACUGAUGGGAUAUUAAUUCAGAGAAAAGCGACUCAGUCGAGUUUACAUCUGAAGUCAGUCACGAGUGAGAAGACAACUGCAGAAACAAACAAUAGCAGGAGUCUUUCUGAGCGCAUAAUCCAAGUUGGCCUUAAUUACCACAGUGAAGGGUGCAGAUAUCACCUUACAGACCUGACUUUGAUUAAAAAUAACUCAUCUGUAUCAUCAUUAAUACAGAAUCUUUUUCUUGACCUGAUUCUCCUCCUGAGUAUUUUCAGUCCUCCUGUUUUUAGACCGAACAAAAGCAGAGAGGAGCAGGAAGCCGGUCCGACAGCAGAAGGAGAAACUCUCCUGACAAAUCUGUGGCCUUCCCCCUCACAGCUGUCUUUUCUCAUCCCCAUGACUUGUUAUUGUUACUGCUGCUCGCUGCUGCAACAGACCGUGGGCUGACUGUUAGUACACAUAAACUGUUGCUAGGCUAUAAAACACCAAAGGCCGCAACCCAGAGGCAUUUAUGUGAUCGCUGCAGGAGCUGGAGAGGCCGAUAGAAGCGAGGCCCGUCACUCUUAAUGCUCCAAUCUCCAGUCACUGCAGCACCAUGUCAGGUCCAUGUCAGGUCCAGCCUGAUAAAUGGGACAGGAAUUUGGGAAGUCCAGGUCAGGAGCUGCUGAUAAAGACCUCAGUUGUUGGUUGUAUAAGCAUUACACAGCAUAUAUCCAUGAUUCACCUUCAGCAUGCUUCAUUUAACAGGAUCUGUUUUUAAGUGUUUCAUGAUUAUGGAAAAUCUUAAUCACUUUUUUAACUCACGGUCAAACCAAACAAACGCGAUACACCAUUUACUUUAAACAAACCCAGAUGCUGAGAGUGAUUGAGAAGGAAAACCGGAGACUCACUUGUAUUUAUUCCUCUUGUUUUUGUUACUAUGUGCAAGUGAAAGAGGACCUUACAGGAGGAGAUGACUUCAUAAACCCAAACAGAUUCACAAAACAGACCUUACAAAGCAAAAAAAGUAGGACAUAAAAGUUUCAGUCCUCCAAUGUUUCAGCACCAAAAAUCUCUCUAAGGUUUAGUAGGUUCAGUGUUUUUUCUAUAAAUUAAAAGAGAGUUCCUGUAGACACUUCAAAAGUUAAAAAAAAGUCUCAAACUGUUAAAAUUAAACAUCUUUUAACAUGUUAUUUAGGCCUUAAAUUUAUUUGAGACAUGUCUGGACACCUGUGUGAACUGUGAAACCUGCUGUUGUACAGUUAGCAUCCUUAUUUCCCUCCAUUUGAGUGCUGAACAGAUCUUUUUUUAAUUUAUCAUUAUACGAAUUAUAUCAGUGCAGUAAGACAAGAUCUGAUUCAUUAAAGAUCAGCUUUUAAACAACCUCUUGUGAAGUCUUAAUUUAGCCUCAGCUGGGUUAGCCUGAGUGUAUCAGAGUAGAAUUUGAUAUCUGGUCCUAUAGGUGCCAAAACAACCUAUAAGGAGGCCAUGAGAAUAUGUACAAGAUUGUAACAACAACAACAACAACAAUAAUAAUAAUAAUAACUUUAUUUUUAUAGCACUUUUAAAAACAGAAGUUUCCAAAGUGCUUCGACAAACAGUCGUAAAAACACAGAACAUCAGCACAUGGAAAUAAAAACAAAUAAAAACAAACGCUCAGUGAAAAACAAGUCCUCCGAAUUGAAGGCCCAUUUUAUUUGUCAUAAGGAACCCAGACAAUACAAGAACCCUACAACAUAAAAUGAGACCAUGAGGACCAAAAUAAAAACAUAAAAUAGGUAAGAAAAAGAUAUAUAAUAAAAAAGGGGGGUAGAAAGCAGAAAACAGGAUAGCAAAUAUAAAAAAGACGAUGUUAAUAAUGAUAAUAAAAUCAUAAAACAAUAAUGAUGGUAAUAGUAAUGAUAAAAUGGAAAAACAAAAUUGAGCAGGAAAAAACAAUAAAAUUAAUAAAAGGUUAAAUAAAAAAGAUUAAGUAAAAUAAAGGCUAAAAAACCAGUAAGUUGAAAUAAGACAGAGGUAAAAGAGAAACGACGGCGUCACAUAAAAGAAGUCUGUGAAAGUGAGUGAAGCGAUAACUCUUUGUGUGACAGAGAAGUUUUUAAACAAGCGCCUUCAGACCCUCAAACUUGACAAAUGAUGUUCCACAGAGCAGAACAUAAAGCGCCGUCGCUCAUUAGCAGCCCUGUUUACAUGAAUCUCAAUAACAUGCUUACUCAUAUGAUAUGCCGUUCACGUGUCUGCGAGUCGUCUGCAUCUGCUGCUGUUUACAGUAUGAACUUUAAAUAGACGCAGAGCGCAGUUUCAGCAUGUCUGCUCUCCAUGCAUGUUGGUGUCUGAUAUGAACUCCUCUGUGGUUCAUGUAUCCUCCACAGAAAGCACACGGCAAAGAGCCUACAGUCUAGUGGCCCAGGCCUACACCUCCAUCACAGCAGAGGACUUUGCUGCCUUUGUGGGGUACUCUGUGGAGGAGGCGGUCAAGGGUGAGAAAAGGAUUUUAAUUGGUGUAUAAUGAAUUAAAAGACUGUAAAUACAUUUGGUGACUCACUCUGUCUUUGUCUGUAGGUGUAGUGAGCCAAGGCUGGCAGGCAGACCCUGCCACCAGGAUGGUGAUGCCCAAAAAACCAGGUAGGUGGCAGUGUUGCUCUUCUUUUGCCCCCAAACUUUAAUCCUCCUGAGUAAUCCUGCACCACUUUUGUUCUGCUCAUCCUCCUCGAUUUUAUUGGACAGGCACUUAAAGUUAAGAGCGCGGAUUUAAAGGUCAGGUCGAUGUAAAUUGAAGACAGCUUUUUCUUAUGUCUAACGUUCUCCCGUUCCUCUCCUUUUUUCUCAUGCUUCAGUUACAUAAUCUUGUUUUCAUACCAUCACUUAUUACGAACCCUGAGACUCGUGGAUUGAUCCGUCUUGUUAGAGAAACUCACAAAUACUUCUGAUGGAGGUAGUGGACGAUCUGUCUGUCCCUCAUUUAUCAUCGAUUUUCAGCCUGAAGCAUCUGCUGUGCACAUGUCCAGCAGAAGAAAAUGCUCACUCACCACUAACCCACACAGGCCUGCUGUUUCCCCCCUCUCAGCAGCGUUACCAGGACUUUACAGUGCUUGGCAACUCUAGUUGUGGAGUGGAUCUCAUACAGGAAAUCAUUCUGGUCGGGUUAAAUGCAAAGUGUUGUAAUGAUCUCCAGGCAGCAUGUCUCACGGUCGGGUUGGAGGAGGCUGUAGGUAGAAUUGUUGAACAGUUUUGGGGGGGAGGUGGACUCAGAUGUGGAGAAGUGUGAACCCACAGCCUGCUGAGUCUCUCUGAGUUAGCACACAUGGGCUGCAGCCACCGAGAUGUAAGAAGAUGGAUGGUCCCUGGCAGAAUGAGGAAUCCCCCUCUGACUCAACCUCUCCUCCUCUGUCUCUCUCUCUCUCUCUCUCUCCUUCUCUCUCUCUUCCACAGAUCCUCCCCCUGUCUCAUUGGUUCCAAAUGAGCAGCAGUUGGCCAGACUUACUGACUACGUGGCUUUCCUCGAGAACUGAUAACCCGCUUCAACCACUGCCACUCAUUUUUUGAUUGCUCAGUUCUGAGGGAGAACACAAGUUUGGAUAGAUGCUUCCUCCCAUGUACUCCCUGAUAAAGACGUACCGAGAACACACACACACACCCAUCAUCCUGCAUGAACGAGGCGACGAGACCUGCCUCUGUAUGUUCAGUGACUCGCAUAGAUUUCCCACAUCGACCUCUGUUUAAACCACAUUUAGGAUCUGAUCUCAAAGAUGGACUUUAACACACUUCACCGUCUUUUUAUGACUAACUGAACACAUCCUCCCUCUGCGAUUUAGAUACACAAGCUUGUGUGCAGAUUUUUUUCCUUAAGUACUUGAAGGUUGCCUGGAAACAGACUUUUCCAGGUAGCUGAAGUCUUGGUAAGCAUGCAUCACAGUGGAUUUCAGUCUCCAGACCUCAUGUUUUGAAGUUGUUUUGAUUGGUUAAUAAAUAUUUUCUUGUUUCUAGAACAUAGUCUUUUCUUAAUUUUU